AUCGCGACAGAGCGCGGAGAACGGACGCGCUGCUCGUGACCGCGCACGCAGGGUCUGUUUUUAAUCGGGGGCGCGGACGUGCGCGUCGCCGCGGAUUCUUUGUGUGGCGGCGUAGAGAAGCGCAAAUACAAAAACCAUGGCCGACGAGAAACCCAAGGAGGGGGUGAAGACAGAGAACAACGACCACAUCAACCUGAAGGUGGCGGGACAGGACGGGUCCGUGGUCCAGUUCAAAAUCAAGAGACACACACCCCUCAGCAAACUCAUGAAGGCCUACUGUGAGAGACAGGGACUGACAAUGAGGCAGAUUCGAUUCCGGUUUGACGGACAGCCAAUCAAUGAAACAGACACGCCCGCACAGUUGGAAAUGGAGGAUGAAGACACAAUCGACGUUUUCCAGCAACAGACAGGAGGACACAUCUGAAUCUCUCUCUCUCUCUCUCUCUCUCUCUCUCUCUCUCUCUC
This is a messenger RNA of Rhinichthys klamathensis goyatoka, 465 nucleotides long. RefSeq names its product small ubiquitin like modifier 2b (gene sumo2b). Bases 137 to 424 code for a protein of 95 amino acids. The record is from RefSeq and is a predicted model, not a curated record. The transcript is spliced from 4 exons. Gene Ontology annotation, biological process: protein sumoylation. Gene Ontology annotation, cellular component: nucleus. Gene Ontology annotation, molecular function: ubiquitin-like protein ligase binding; protein tag activity. NCBI's taxonomy places the organism in Eukaryota, Metazoa, Chordata, Actinopteri, Cypriniformes, Leuciscidae.